GCUCUCACAACCUUACGAAGUCCUCCCAAAACUAUAUCCCACCACAUGGACUCACCAAUUAUUUCCCAGUUGUUCAGACAGCUGUUCAAGCAUCGCCCUUGUCAUUCCCAUUCGUCGCUGCCAUUUCGAAUACAUAGUGCGCGCCGUACACAAAUCAGAUGCCUGGCCGACAGAAGAGGGAGGACGGUGGAGACAAGUCGCAAUGAGAGUAAUUGGCAGCAGAGGACGAAUAUCUUGCCACAGGAUAAGUCGGAGGAGUACUCGAAGUACCCUAUGGUAACUUCGGAGCAGUUGAGGUUGAGGAAAGAAAGGCCUAAGCGGGUGAAGAUGCUCACAAGGGAUUUUAUUGAAGAUUCUCUAUACAACCCGUCAUACGGAUACUUUUCAAAACAAGUAGUCAUCUUUACCCCGGGGGAGCCAUUUGACUUCAACAACCUCCAAGACGAGCCCGAAUUCCACCGCCUCUUGGGACAGCGGUAUACCGAAUUUGAGGAUAAAUUGGAUGAGAAGGAACCCAAUGAGACUCGGCAGCUGUGGCACACACCUACAGAGCUCUUUCGACCAUAUUAUGGAGAAGCGAUUGCUCGGUACCUUGUGGCCAACUACAAGCUGUCCCAAUACCCGUACCACGAUCUCAUAAUUUACGAAAUGGGUGCCGGAAAUGGUACCCUGAUGCUCAACAUCUUGGAUUACAUUCGAGACGCCGAGCCAUCAGUCUACGAGAGAACGCAGUACAAGAUCAUAGAGAUUUCCUCCAAUCUUGCGAAACUGCAAUCACAUCAGCUUCUACGAACUGCUGAUUCAAAGGGACAUGCCUCUAAAGUCCAGAUCAUCAAUAAGUCGAUCUUCGAAUGGGACCAAAUGGUUCCCUCACCAUGUUACUUCCUGGCAAUGGAAGUCUUCGAUAAUUUUGCUCACGACGCCAUCCGCUAUGAUCCUAUAACAGAAGAGCCUUUGCAAGGAACCGUAUUGAUCGAUGCUCAAGGUGAUUUCUACGAGUUCUAUGUCCCACAAAUCGACCCCGUGGCGUCACGCUUCCUGCGUGUGAGGCAUGCGGCCACUGGGGGACGUUAUCCUCACCCCUUGUACAAGAACCAGCUAUUACGCAAACUUAGGAACAAUAUUCCAUUCGCGCCUAAUCUCAGUCACCCGGAAUACAUCCCUACCAGGUUGAUGCAAUUCUUCGAUAUCUUGGGAAAGUAUUUCCCCGGUCAUCGAUUGUUGACCAGCGACUUUCAUGAUCUACCGGAUACGAUCAAGGGAGUCAAUGCACCAGUGGUCCAGACGAGAUAUCAAAGGCGAACUGUGCCUGUUUCCACUCCUUUUGUACAUCAAGGAUACUUUGAUAUCCUAUUCCCAACAAACUUCAACGCCAUGGAGCUCAUGUAUAGAGCAAUCACAGGCAAGCUGACGAGAGUAAUGUCGCACGAGGAGUUCUUGAGGAGAUGGGCCUAUGUGGAAGAGACAGAAACGAAGAAUGGAGAGAAUCCGCUCCUGUCCUGGUAUAAGAACGCCAGUGUUCUCUUAACUGUAUGAAGUCGAUACACAAUAUACCAGGAGUUCUAUCUGCUGCUUGUUCC
Molecule: messenger RNA, 1580 nt
Organism: Amorphotheca resinae ATCC 22711
Lineage: Eukaryota; Fungi; Ascomycota; Leotiomycetes; Helotiales; Amorphothecaceae
Exons: 3
Coding region: 46-1536 (496 amino acids)
Cellular component (GO): mitochondrion
Molecular function (GO): protein-arginine omega-N symmetric methyltransferase activity
Source: RefSeq, a predicted model, not a curated record